Cooperia oncophora is the source of this 891-nucleotide messenger RNA. The record is from the annotation of a GenBank genome assembly. NCBI's taxonomy places the organism in Eukaryota, Metazoa, Nematoda, Chromadorea, Rhabditida, Trichostrongylidae.
AUGCGCAAUUUGACGAUCGUGUUCGUUGAGAGAGAAGCUGCCCAUGAUGCCAAGGACUCCGCUGCACAUGCCGUGGGCGAUACCCACAAGAAAGUUGCCGACUGGAAAGACGAUACCAAGUCAAAGCUAUCAGGGUGGGGUAGCGAAGCUGAAAAGGCUGCCCACGAUGCCGGGGACUCUGCUGCACAUUCUGUAGGCGAUUUACAGAAGAACGUAUCUGAUUGGAGAUCUGAUGCGAAGCAGAAGAUGGCAGAAUGGCGUAGAGAAGACAAUGCCGCCAGUGAAGCUAAGGAGAAAGCAGCACAUACCAUGGAUGACGGCCAGAAGAAGGCAGCCGACUUGAAGGGCGGAGUACAGGGAAAGCUGUCGGAAUGGGGCAGCGAUGUUGAAAAGGCUGCCCAUGACGCUAAGGACUCUGCAGAACAUGGCGUUGAAAAAGUGCAAAAGAAAGUACAAGACUGGACAACCGCGGCAGGAGAGUCAGCCUCUUCCACAGCUGCAUUCCUCAAAGACACGUUCGGUAAAGGCAAGGAUAAAGCUGCAGAUGCCGCGGACGAAGCUGGAAAGAAAGCCGAGUCUGCUGCUGAAUCAAUGAAGGGCUUGUUCAAGGAUGCCCAUGAUAGCGCCAGCAAGACUUGGGAUGACACUGGAAAGGGCGUUUCAUCGGCUUUCGACAGCGCAAAGAAUAAAGUGUCAGCAGCUGCCGGGCAUGCGAAAGCGGAGACGAAAAAGGCUGGAGAAGUCACCGCCGAUACCGCUCACGACAUUGGGGAGAAGAUGAAGCACACCGCUGAUGCCGGUCAUGCCAAGGUGGGUCGUUUUUUCUUGUCCCACGAAUUAAACAAUUUUUUCAAUCUAAUCAACAAAGUAGAGGCAGAGGUAGUUACUUAG